GAAUUAUUUCAAUACAGAAUUGAGGCCGAUGACAAAAGAAGCUGGGGAGGGAUAUGGGAAGCACCACCUGACUACACAUUCCUAGCUACCAGCGACGAACAAACCAACGUGAGAAUUGUAAAGAAGUUUGACUCUUGGGAUGAGAAGAGCAACUUAGGAAAGCGCAUGCCCAGACUGGGAUUAUCUAGCGAUCUGUUAUUAACCAGUGCAUCAACUGUGGAUGAACCUUCAGGGUCCUUGGUGUAUAACAGUAGCGCCAGCUCCGCCUCGUAUCUACAGCAAGAGAAGCCAAACCCGCGUGUCGUGAGAUACUGGAUGAGAGAAGGAGCGAGGUAAAUUCUGCAUGCUAUAAAUGUUUGUUAAAGUUCUUCUCAGGAUUUAUUGGCAAAUUUUUUUGGUGAUUUUUUUUUUUUAAGACAGGCGUAUGAUGUAACGGCUGUAAAUGGUGGAAACUGGUAAAAGCUAUUUCAGGUGUUGAGCGUUACCCUCGUGUAUUAUUAAUAGUGUUUCAAGCAAUGUCUGUUUUGCAAGAAUAGUCAGCCAACUUCAUUAAGGUUAUUUCAUGAUUAACAUGCAUGCUGAUUGCAGUAAUAUUUAGGGACAAAUUGUCCACACUAAUGGGAACCAGUGCAACUUGGCUGUCUGCUAGAACAGUAGAUCAUACCGAAUUUUACUUUACAGAAACUGUUUGUAUAACUUUUACUUUUGCACUCUUAUUAGGCUGUCUUGCAAUGACCACAAAAUACAUGGAGUGAGAGCUGGUAUCAAGUACGAAGAGGAUAGUUUCCAGCUGAUUAAAGUCAGUGAUACCCAGUAUCUCCCGGUUUACUGCGAUAUGACAACAGCUAAAGGAGCUUUCACUCUUAUUGUGACGAGUGCUCACAACAAUUGGACCCGGGAACAGGUCCCUCGCAGGUAACAUAACAAGGGUGAAGUUUUUUUAGGCUCACGAAAAAAGUACUAAAUAUAUUUUCACCGAAAUUGCACACACACCGGUACCUUGGAAAAAAAAAAUUGAUCAAUGUCUCGAGAUGUAUUCUAUUUUUUUUUGUUUUCUUUUUGUUUGGGUGGUUGUAUUUUUUUUGCUUGAUAAAACAGUUGUUGUUUUUUUGUAAAAUUACGUAGAUCUGUUUCAUGUUUCAUCGCUUCAGUAAAGAAACAAGCUUAUUACAUUCCAUAUUUUAUUAUCCUUGGUUUGUCCAUAGUUGAAGGACAGUCCACGUCUUUUAAACAGUAUGAGUCUCUUUCCUUGAUAUUUUCAGAAAUGAACUACAUCCAGGGUUGAACCGAGACUACUCAAUUUUAGACUUAGCAGAUGGUAUUAAAGACCUCAGUAGUAAUGGAACAUUCCAGUACAUGUUGGACGCUAAUACUCGGCGUCAUUGGGGAGGGAUUUUUCAAGCUCCUACUUCCUACAGGUUGGAUAUUGACAAAGAUGUUUGAAAUUAUCUAUAAUGACGCUUCACGUGAGUAAUUUUCACGUGAGUAAUUUUCAGUACAUAUAUUGCUCAAAAAUAUGUUCAUGUGAAGCUUAGGGAGCGAUGAUGCAAACUAUCUGUCCUCCGGUCAGCCAUUCACAGAUGGCAAACUUUCGUGGUUGUGUAAAAUGGUAAAUCAUCAUGUAAGGAAAGGAGCCAGGCACUAAAAUAGAUAUUUAGGUUUAUCUGCUUUCGUAUUCGGUUUUAACACUUCAAAAUUUCAACAAUUAACUUCAGUCCACUCCAUUUAAAGAAUUUUUUAUCCGCUGGAAUUCUUUGACUUUCAAUAACACCAUUGCUCCCUAACAAAUCGUUCAGAGAAAUUGUUUCUGAAGGCUUCAUAAAAGAACUCUGGACAAAAUAUCUGAAAAAAUUAUCAGGGAUUUCAUCAAAAUACGCAUCGUAAUUUUGGGACUUAAACAAAACAUCUGCUGCAGGUCAAAUUAACUUAAUGUGUACUACAUCUCAAUUCAAUUUGUAUCUUGAAAUCAUAAUCAGGAAAAAAUCAUCUUAAAUUAGUUAUUUCGAGUCUUUUAAUUACCAGCUUCAUAGCGGCUGAAAAUACGCAAACAGGCUAGGAGUAAAAGUGAUAAGAAAGUUUAACGAUUGGGAAUUUUAUUGGAGAAACGCCAUAGAUCAGAGAAUGCCGUGGUUUGACGCCAAAGGAACUUAUAAAAAAGCCUUGCUGACUACAUCCAGUAGUCCUACCUAUUACCCUGCGGGUUCUAUCAUUUGGGGGCGGCACAAACCGACACCCAGCAGGUGAUCUCUGUAUUCACAUACUCGACCAUUCACUCACGUGCGUGUAUGCGCACUAACGCUUGAACGCAGGCACGCACGCACACAUUCACCCACCCGCCCGCCCGCUCGCUCGCUCGCUCAUUCACUCACUCGCUAACUAGUUCAAUUCUUCUGUGCUUUUUUUAAGCUUCAUGGCCUCGGAUAAUACACAAACCAAGGUCAAUUUAACGAGGAAAUUUGACGAUUGGAAGUUUUCCUGGUGGAAUUCGUUAAACAAGAGAAUGCCGUGGUUUGACGUCAAGGGAACUGAGAACAAGGCUCUGCUGACCACAUCCAGUAGCACGACCUAUUACCCUUCGGGUUCGAUUAUUUGGGGGGGCCUGGACCGGUAUCCGUCCGAUUGGAUUUCGGCUAAGGGAAUGCGAAAUCCUGGGGUGAUCUGGUACUGGUUAAACGAGGACGACUGUGACAAGGAUAGAAAACCAGGUAGCAAAUUUAUUUAUUUAGCAGCUAGCAAUUUGGGACACAAAUUCUCUAAAAUAAUGAAAAUUGUCAUUUAAUACUUGCGGAAAAAUUUGAGCUUGAUCACAGGAUUUCAUUCAACGUUUAACUUAGACGUUAACUAAGCUUUUAACUAAUGUUAUUUUGAAAGUGUGCAUCGUAAUCUUUACCAAUCUCGAUGUUUCAUAGUUGAUGGCGGAUUAACUGAGUGGGAAAAAUGGAAGAGAUGCGACAAGUUGUGUCAGAAGCAAAGAAGGUUCAGAACAUGCACAAACCCCAGUCCGCAAUGUGGAGGAAAGCGAUGUGAUCCUCUUAUCGCUACCAAGGAGGAAAGGAAAUGCAUACAUUGUCCUGGUAUAGUAGUAUGAAUGAACUUUAUUUCAAAUGAUUCUUACUCUGGCGUCAAUGGGAAGUGACCUUGACACAGAAAUUUGAAAAAAAAAAAAAAAAAAAAAAAAAAAAGAAGAGCGGUAGAGUAAGGCAUCCAUGUUCGUAUCACUGUUACCUAAUUAUUACCACUAUCACUUUCAUGUUGGCUGUACACUAAAAAAAAAAUUAAACCAACUUAUUUCUUGGGUAGAAAGAAAUUCUUCCUUCCAAACACGAUCAAAUACCCUUAACUUCCCAUGCCCCACCCCUCCCUCCCUCCGUCUUCGCCUUAAGGCCUCCCCUCACAGUCUACGUACUUUAAAACCAACCUUAAACUGUUGGAAAAUAAUUAGUCGAUAAAUUGUGGAUAAUUUUCACGAACUGACAUGCAGUAAAAAAACUAUUAUUUAUAAUUGAUUUUAGAAAGUGGAAUUCGAAUGUACUAUAAUUACUGUGUGGCCCCAAAUAAAGGAGGCUGUUCUCCUCCUGAUGGCGCUUACCUCAUUGCAACCAAAAAAGAAGGCACUUCAUGUAAUGCGAUUGAUCAGAUUUUCAUUCUGGACGAGGACGGAGUUAUCCAUCACAAGUGCAGCAAGAAAGUCAUCUGUCCUGAGGGUGAUUAUUUGCUUUCAAUAUUCUGUCACUGUUUUUCUCUACCUUUUUUAAUUCAAGUUUUGCAUUUUUCUAUCGCCCGUCAAUGCGACUGAUCCUAUGAUUUGAUGAACGUGACACUGAGCGAUGCUAUUCAUUUCACUUCUAUCAGUUAGGAUGGGAAAUUGCUUGACAUCGAAUGCACUUUGUGAUAAAGGACACGGGAGAUAUCCUAAAAGUCUGGAAACCCUUUAAAACAAAUUCACGAGCUCUUCAUUCUAUUGUAUUGGUAUAGCCUGCAACGGCGUGGGAAAUCCUCCUCGGUUUUGUCUGACUUGGUGAUUUUAUACCAUAACUAUGACAGACAGACCAGUAUUUAUGCCAUUUCAGUAUUUUAGAAAUUCAAAAUUUUUAUAAACUGUUUGUCAUGAAAUAAAAUUUGAAGGGACGGUGCGACGCAAAUCUCGAAUCACUUUGCAUAACCUCAUCGACCAAUCAGGAAAUAGGUAUUCCGUUGAGUACCUCAUCCACGUCUUUAUCAUCAUCGUUAUUAUUUUAAUCAUUUUCAUUUUAAAGGAACGAUUAGACCAGUAAUGAAUAGCCUAUUCUUUGUUCUCUGCAGGCAAUAACCCUACUUAUGGCAGAAAACUUAUGUUGAAGGACAAAUGUGAUCUGGACAUUUCCAAGCACGAGAGGUGUGUUCAGUAACCUUUUUUGGGUCCAUUUCAUAAAAUACACUCUGCCCGGCAGACUAGGCCUUUAUACGUCAGUUUUUUGUAGCCAUCUCGGCCCAUCAUCUUCAGCCUUUCUCGUUUUAGAUAUAUAAAAAUAAAUAAAUAAAGUUCAAACAUUUUGAGGGGUGAAGAGACGAACAAACAUCAGCAUUAAAUCGAUAACUUCUUUAGUGUACCAAGUAAAAAAUUAUGUCAAGUCACGAGUCAUUUGGUAGCUAUCAGCCUCUACUGCAGUCAAUAUAAAAGGAGUACAUCCAUCCCUAGGAAAUUCACUUCUUAUUUUUACUUUCGUUCACUUGGUUUUUUUUCAUUCUUUAUUAUAAAAAUAACGAAUUUCCCCCAUUACUUCUCAAUCUUUUUGUAACAAAUAGCCAAAUUCACUGUUAUGGUACAUUAACAGCCAGUAAUUAUCGAAUGUACUUGUGUCGCACACUUAUCAAGUAAUUUAAAAUUCUCUAUUAAGUGCCAAAAAUUUGAAACCCUCCUCCUGUUUCAGUCUCGUUCGUCAAAUCUUCUUCGCUUUAAGAAGAAAAUGAAAGAGGGCUUUACUUAAAUAAUCACUGAAUUAGCCAAGCCGCACAUUCGCACAUUCUUAUCUAAAUACGUUAUUGUAAGUGAGGUGGCCUCUCCCAUAAGGCCGAUGGUUUCCUGGGUCUCCUCGCCUUCUAUGAAUUAUAAUGCUAAAUUUUCUGUAUUGUUUAUAUGGGAAAUAAAAUGAUGAGUUUUCAAUAUUUUGCAUUAACUUUGAUUUCAGGGUGUCGCCCAAUAAUGCAAUGAAGAAUUUGAAAAACGACUUUUGCAUUCAUCCCAAAGGUGGUUGGCCAAAGGAAGGUGUCUACCUCGUUUACUACAAGGGAUGUGGUGGCGAUCGGUUGAGGUUCAACUUCUUUGAUCUCGGUGAGAAGAUUUAUCAUAUUAAAGCGAUUUUUUGUGCAUUAAAAUAUAAUUAUUGUGACAUAAACUUAGGGGUGUAAAUCGGAUUUCUAUGGGACGGGUGAGUCACGACCUUUAGUGAAGUCGACCAGGGGGCUUAGAGUGGAGCUCGCAGAGCGUAGCCCCAUAAUUAUACAAAAUGGUAGUAGUAACCCAUCAAGCCGAAAAAAUUUGGACUUACGUCCCUACGACCGUGCGACCGACCGUUCAAGGUGCUACUUUUAACAUGCGUGGUCAGCUGUACCGAGGGCACGCCAACGCCACGGCUUUUUCCGGUAGUCCAGUGGUCAGUGGUUUGGGCUCCGAGUCGGACGACCCAGGUUCUAGUCCUGGCCGGGGCAAGGCGUUGUGCCCUUGGGACGUGCGGGAACAAAAAUGCGAGCUCCGCUUUUAGGCUUGGUUAAAUCUAUAUAUUAUAUGAAGAGGCGGAAGCCCUAAAUUAGGAGGCGCAGGAGCAUGAGGGUCUCAAAGAGGUGAUGAAUUUCACGGCUAACGGCUGAAAUUUUGGCCAUUUAUCCGCUGAUGAUUAAUUUCUUUUCGUCUAAGUUAACAGAAAAGUUUUACGCGUAACAUUUUUAUGACCGAAGAUUUAGUUUUUUUUUUACUUUUCCUUAAAAAAGUAUCCUAUAAAUGAAGGGGUGGGGGAAUAACCUGCGUUCAACGUGGAAGAAAUUAGGACAUUUGAAUAUGGUUUGCUGAAAAGGAAUAGUUGAAGUCCAGUGUUGCGACGGUUAUACGUUGGAUACCUGUUGUUGUCGUCUAAUCAUUUCAUUUAUUUUCAUGUUUGGUUUCAGAUUCUUCAAUCGCUUGAUGCUGGGAGAAAGACAGCAAAACGCCUCCGCUUGGUGAUGGGAUUAGUUGAUAAAAAACAUCGAAGGCGA
This is a messenger RNA of Pocillopora meandrina, 6228 nucleotides long. NCBI's taxonomy places the organism in Eukaryota, Metazoa, Cnidaria, Anthozoa, Scleractinia, Pocilloporidae. The record is from the annotation of a GenBank genome assembly.